UUCGUCUGAUUUCGCUUAUUACCCUUUUUUUUAAUUAAAACAAAAUUAAAGAAAAAUAAGAUAUGGCUUAAAAGUUGUUGACUGGUCAUAAAAUUAAAAAAAAUGAUCAGAUGAUUGACAUGUUCAAUGACAGCUGUCGUAUAUGACAACUCAUCUAACCUUAAAAUAUUGGACUACUAAAAUCAAAACAUUACGAAAUCCCGACGAAAUAUAAAACAAAAAGUACAUAAAGAAUCAUGUUAUUCUUGUAUUUAUUGAGUUAUUUAUCUCUUUUUAUUCAAGGAGUGUUUAUUACCCUGGCUGUAGCCGCUGGCUUAUAUUAUCUGGCCGAGAUUGUAGAAGAUAAUACAGUAUUUGCUAAACAAGUCAUCACGUAUGCUGUAUUCACCACCGCAGUCAUCCACGUAUGUCUAAUGAUAUUCGAGGAGAUCCCCCUCCAGAUGAACAUCCUAGGUCUGAUACAGCAGCUUCUGCACCUGCUUCUGCUGCGGGACUUCCCCGCGGUCCGGGUGACCAGCUUCAGUUUCUUGACCGCACUGAUGACGCUCGCGGUUCAUCAUUAUCUGGCCUUCAAGUACUUCGGAGCGGUGUACUACGCUUUUUCGGAGGUGCUGGCCUACUUCACGCUCUGUCUAUGGGUGGUUCCCUUCGGCCUUUUCGUGUCCCUCUCAGCAAACGACUACGUGCUACCAACGACAGAAGAGAAGCACCCGCUGUUGAGUGACAGUAACGUUCUGACGGAUUAUCUGUCGCGGAAAUCGAAAAAAUACAGUCUACUGUCGCUGUUCAGUUACGCUAAGGAGUCCAUUCUACCCCACCGGAACAAGAAGGCAUUCUGAUUUGACAUUCGCAAGUGUCAUCUGUCAGUUUGUGGGCGAUAUUAUCUGUGGAGGGUAGACGCAAGGAGGACUGACUCAGUGGAUUAAAAAGUGUCCGCUAUAGGGGAGCCAAUUAAGAUGGCGCCACAGUAGCAAGUAGAAGGAUUUUUAAAACAGCGCCAUAAUUAGAGUAAGAUCUUAAGUUAAGAAGGAAAGAGACAUGUCAUACGUAAAUAGUUAUAAUGAUAUGGAGUAUUUCAGAAUGAAUAAAAAAACAAUAGACUUGUGUUUUCUGUGAUAUAAUAAAAAACCAACAUUUAAAACCUUUAAUCUCUUUUAAAAUUAAUAUUAAAACUUCAACAGUAACUAGUAUUAAUAAACUAUACAAAACUGAACUCUCUUUUUACUGAAUGACAGACUUCAUUAGUCUGUCACUGAAGAAAAAUCCUUUUUAAAAACUAAAAAGAUUUAAAUAAUAAAGGUUUUUCUUUACAUAGUAAUGAAAAUAAAUGGUUGUAAUUUUAAAUGCUGCAUAUUUUUUAACUACACAAGACACGAAAAAUAUUAUCUUUCUCAACUCCUUUUAAAACUGCUCUAUAUUCAUAUCAUUUCCAUUUGCUACACUAGCGCCAUUUCGGUGAGGCUUUGAACAACGUGAUGUUUACAGGCGGACACUUCUUCAACUUGUCCCCAAUACAAGUCACUUAUUUAUUAUUAUUAUUAUAUUUUUACGGGUUGUAGGACCUCUUGUGAGUCCGCGCGGGUAGGUACCACCACCCCGCCUAUUUAUGCCGUGAAGCAGUAAUGCGUUUCGGUUUAAAGGGUGGGGCAGCCUUUGUAACUAUACUGAGACCUUAGAACUUGUAUCUGAAGGUGGGUAGCGCAUUUACGUUGUAGAUGUCUAUGGGCUCAAGUAACCACUUAACACCAGGUCGACUGAGCUCGUCCACCCAACUAUACAAUAAAAAAAAACUUAUUUCUAACUUACUUCUACUCUCCAUAGUUAUAAUAAAUGACCUAAAUAUUUGUAAGUAAGUGGAAAUAAUAAAGGUAUCUAGUCAAAGGAAAUUUAAAAGACAUGGUAAUAAUUUGAUGUUUUUCACUGAAUUAGACGGUCGUAUUGGUUCACCGUGAGCACUACCUUGAGGUCGAUGUCUCAAUAAACUCGAAACAACAGCUGCACUGCGCUGUUGCACAUUUUUUUAUUUUUUUUCUAAAAUCAUCAAUCAACUUGUAUGUUUUUGAUGGUGUAAAUACGCGUAUUAUAAUUUUUAAGUAUAGCAACAUUUUUGUGUCCAGAGAUUUAGUGUAAGCUGUAAAUAGAUAAACUAAUUUAUUGUUUGUAUAUUUUAAAAAUAAAUAAAAUACGUUUUUUUAUGA
Bombyx mori (domestic silkworm) is the source of this 2198-nucleotide messenger RNA. RefSeq names its product protein TEX261. NCBI's taxonomy places the organism in Eukaryota, Metazoa, Arthropoda, Insecta, Lepidoptera, Bombycidae. Bases 237 to 839 code for a protein of 200 amino acids. Gene Ontology annotation, cellular component: Golgi membrane; endoplasmic reticulum membrane; COPII-coated ER to Golgi transport vesicle. Gene Ontology annotation, biological process: endoplasmic reticulum to Golgi vesicle-mediated transport. The record is from RefSeq and is a predicted model, not a curated record. The transcript has 5 exons. Gene Ontology annotation, molecular function: COPII receptor activity.